GAAGAAGAAAAACAAAACAAACCCGAGAGAGCGUUAACAGCGUGUGGACUCCAUUGAAAAGGGAACCUUAUUAUCUCCAACACGAGAAUGUACACGAGGUCCAACACCAAGCCAGACUUAUGCGUGGGCGUCCUAAAAACCUGAAGCAUACAGAGAAGCGCACCAGACCACAACAGACCAGACCAGACCAGGUUGAGCCCAGUUACUCACCCGGUCCCUCUCCCCCCUCCCCCCAGCCUCGCAGGCUGCAUCCACCAGCGCUUGUGAUCGUCUCCCUCAGCAGAAAUUUAUUGUGCUGACCACACAGCCUCACACCACUGGGACUGGACAGGAGACCCAGAAGUUCCCGCUGCUGGAGCUCUAAGCCGUGCCUGGCAAUGCCUCAGAUGGCUGCAAAGAAAGUUGCACUGGCAACAACAGACUGGUAGAAGAGAUGCAACGUUCUGCUGCACAGACUGAAGGAUCCAGGCUUCCUGAAGAAGUACAGUCUGCUCUGUCUCUUCCUGUAGUGAGCCUCAGUGUCACAUCUCCUGCCCAGUCUGUUGUCCAGCCCAGCGUCAGUGGGAUGGAGCCUCCCUUUGGGGACGCCUUUCAGAACUACUCGUUUGCUGACCAGGCCCUGACCAGUACCGAGCUGCUCGCUACCAGCUCUGAUCCAGAUUUCAUGUACGAGCUGGACAGAGACAUGACCCACCGGCAGAGCCCCUGCGGUGACAGCAUCGUGGGGGUCGGGGACGGAGGCAAGGAGGUGGAGGGUUGCGUGGAUCAGCUCAUGGGUCUGGGCGAGUGCGAGACGGUCUGCAGCAGCUCAGCGUUCGAACAGUGGGACUCCUACUGGGAAGACCUCACCAGAUAUACACGACUGGCCAGCUGUGACAUCUGGGGCACCAAAGAGGUGGACUUCCUCGGUUUGGAUGACUUCUCCAGCCCCUACCAGGAUGAAGAAGUGAUCGGUCGAACCCCGACGCUGGCUCAGCUCAACAGCGAGGAUUCGCAGCCUGUGUGUGAGACCCUCUACCCCCCCGCUGACCUGAGCCUGCCUGCCGCCCAGCCUCAGCCUCAGCCGCCCCAGCUGCCCUGUCACAGUAAGAGACUCCUUGUCCCCGGCCAAGGAUCGGGACCCGGCUCUGUACGGCCUUCACCAAGUUCCACAUCUUCUUCCCGUCCUUCACGCAGCCUUCUCCCGGACUUUCCUGAAGGCUCCCAAAAAGCAACCAGGCCCGUCCCUUCCAGCACUGAGACUAUGGCCAAGACCCAGAACCACCUCAGUCUCACGCAGGACCACGGCCCAGGUCAGAUGAAGCCCCCGGGCCGAGGAACCAAAAUGGCGGCCCCGACUUCACACAACUCUGACUUUGUACGGAAAGCUAAAGUCCGUGUGAGCACUGUACAUAAAGCUCAAGCUGACAUGCCUCCCCAGACAGAUUUGGAGAGGUCAGAUCCCCCUUUACCUCUUUCCCAGCCUCAAGAUGAAAAGGCCUCCACUUCAGCAAGUGCCGCCCUGCUGGGACUUACCGGAGCUGCAGCCGGCGGCUCCGGCAGCCCGUCGGGCUUUGAAAGGAGGCCGGAGGUGACGGGCCGGAGAGAGAUGCUUGUUGGCUGGUCUGCCACUGUGCCUCAGCUGGUUGAGGCGAGUCAGGUUCUGGAGGGCAGCACCUCUGGGCUGGUGAGCAGCGACAGCGUGGCAGGGGCCAGCGGCGGCGGUGGUGGCGGCGGUGGCAGUUGUGGCGUUCUGGUUGUCGAGGGAACAGAGAAGAGCGAGGAGGAACACAACUACUCUCUGUUCCUGACCUGCAGCAGACUGGCCAGCAGAGCUCACUCCCAGCUAGAGGAGGAUGAGGAGGAGGAGGAUGAGGAGGAGGCAGAGGAGGAGGAAGGCGACGGGCUGGAGCUAGACGACGAAGACCACGAUGAGGGUUUCGGCAGCGAGCACGAGCUGUCUGAGAAUGAGGAGGAGGAAGAGGAAGAGGAGGAGGAGGAUGAAGACUAUGAAGCAGACAAGGACGAUGACAUGAGUGACGCUUUCUCUGAGCCUGGCUGUGACGUGGAGCUGAUGGAGGACAUUAAAGGCCUGACAGCGGGAGUCUCCAGCCGGAAGAGAGGAAAGCGCCGCUACUUCUGGGAGUACAGCGAGCAGCUCACCCCCUCCAAACAGGAACGUAUGCUGAAGCCGUCUGAGUGGGACCGACACACGCUGCCUAGCAACCUGUACCAGAAGAACGGGCCUCUCCAUGGAAAAUACAUGCUGAAGAAGUCUCGCCGCACAGACGUGGAAGACCUGACUCCAAAUCCACGCAAGCUGCUGCAGAUCGGCACAGAACUUCGCAAGCUAAACAAGGUGAUCAGCGACUUGACCCCCGUGAGCGAGCUCCCACUGACUGCAAGACCCCGAUCCCGCAAGGAGAAGAACAAGCUGGCAUCCAGAGCUUGUCGUUUAAAAAAGAAGGCUCAGUAUGAAGCAAACAAGGUGAAGCUUUGGGGACUCAGCACAGAGUACGACCGACUGCUGUUUGUGAUCAAUGCCAUCAAGGAGGAGAUAGUGGUGCGAGUGGAGGACUCUUCUCCUCGUUCAACCAACAUGACUGACACUCUGGAGAGGCUCAUCCAGGAGACACUCGUGCCAUCACCUGUUGCUGGGCAGACUUCCGACUUCGUCAACAAGAUCUUGGAGAACACAGGACGCGGCGAUCCCACCGGCGGACUGGUCGGCCUGCGAGUCCCCACCUCCAAAAUCUAGACAAACCUCGGUCCACUGAGAGGAGUGGACAAAAUAUUACCACCGUGCUGUCCCAUUGUAACUAUGCUCCCCUCUGCAUGCCCCUCCAACCCAGAGUACAUACACAUUGUUAGUCACACAAACACACAUACCACUCCCUGUGUGUAUGUAUGUGUGCUUGUUUUUGCCAUGCACCUGCAUGGCGUACACCCUAGCUUCCUGUCUUUGCACGCAGCGUGCAGAGACAGCGCGUCACUGUCUCCCAACUCAUCAUGAACGUCUGUUGGGAAAAGCACCUCUUAAAGGAAGUGAUGGUUAGGUGUAUAGCUAAUAGCACGUCCUAAAUCCACCGGUGAUUAUUAGAUGUGUUUGACAAGAGCAUUGUUUAGGGUUGGUUCUGUCGAGGUCUGCUUCCAGGGCCGAGACAGUCACAUAAGCGUAACCACUGGAAUACUUUGACACAGUGAUGGAUUGUUACACGUCAGACACAUCAAAGGUUGAAAAGUUCCAGUUAUCAUUUUCUAGAAGAGGGUCACCUCAAAUGGCAACACAAAGCGAACUCCAAGUUGUUAAAUUGACCCAUUCAGUAAAGCACUUGGCUUUGGUAGCCAAGAAAUCUGCAGGAAAAAAAAUAAGCCAGCGUGCUCCGAGGUGUUAAGGGGUGGCAGGAAAUAUUUUGAACUGAAGGCCUAAAUAUGUUCACGCCAUCCCGUUUGCCAAUCAGCUCCGCUACUGCGAUGAGGGAGGAGUUAACAUUUAGCACAUUAAUGCUCGAAACAAAAACGCAGUAGUAGGUGAGAUUUCAGAUUAGAAUUUAACAGUUAAGCAACAGACUCCCAGCUGCUUUGAAGUUUGUGGUAGGCAGGAGAAGGCUAAUCUUGACGAUGUUACCUUAAACAGCAGGAGGUAGUUGACCACGUGGAGACGGAGCGCAUGUAGCAUGGUGCUUUUUUGCCUUGUGCUGGUUAUAACUGGACUGGGUGAAACGGGCAUUUUGCCAGUAUGGGAACAGGCAGACCACGAGGAAGAUGACGAUUGUGAUUGAGACGACAUGAACAGUGAUCCAUCUCCUCUAGGAAACUGUAUAUAAACGUGUAUCCCAGCGAACGGCACCGGCUUCCCUUUUUGUACAGUAGCGAUGACCAGGCAGUUUGGUAUUGACAGUUUGGUGUGUUCAUACUAGUGUUUGAUCAGAGUUCUAUUCAUUGUGCCUUGUGUAUGUAUGUGUGUGUUUCUCUAGGUCUGAGUGAGUGUGUGAGAGAGACUGAACGAGAAGCAGUGAUUGGUCAGAACUCCCAGAGGUCCAGGCUAGGAGAGGACUGCUUUACACUGAGGGAGGUUGUUAGCGAGUGCGAGGAGGGACACACUUGUGUUGUGUAUUUCAGUCGUUUAAAGAUAUUCUGAAUGUACAUAAACAAAUGGAAGCUCUUGUUGCGUGAUGCCACAGAGUCUGUGUAUAUAGGAGGGCUCUGCAAUAGAUUACUUUUGGUUUUUGGUACUCUGUCUUUGGGGAUCGGGGGAGGGUUAAGAGAUAUUUUUCAUUUAGAGUUACAAAAAAAUAUUUGCACACUAUAUUUUGAUUGUUUUUUGUACCAAAGACACAUGCAACGAAAUGGCGACCAGCCAGUUAAAGUAAGGUUUUGCACAGCUUACCUGACGCCGUAUUGAAUGUAAGAAAUGUGGGAGGGUCAGGGAACUUCAUAGAACUGUGAAAUUAGCUUGGGUCCAAUUCUGUACAGAAAAGGAACAUUCAUUUUUUUGUUUGUUUUUUUUUUUUUCUAAAAAUUAACCCCAUAUGUGGGCUUCUCCAGUAGAUUUGUUGCUUAGGAAGCACUUCAUUCCUGAACUGACUCCUCCCUCCACAUGCUAAACGUGUUAAUGGCGCUAGCUAGGACAAAAACCAAGAGCGCUAGUAGAUAAGCUAUGUUACAUUUUUGCUUGUUUGUCAAAAUGUCACCAACAGUAACCAAAAUAUUAUGUUCCUGUGUCACUUGUUUGAUUUCUGUAUGUAGAUGAGGUCUAGUUCAUCAACAGAAUAUUAACUGAAUUGUGUUUUCAAGUACUGUAUAUAGAAGCAUUAAUGAUAUAUCUAUCGAUGAUGAAAUGCCACUUUUCAUGACAAUUGAUUCAUUUUUAAGCAUGACACAUUUCUAAAGCCUAUCCUUGCAUCAAGAAAGUUAGAGGAAAAAAAACACAAAAACCAAAAAAAGUUCUUGAUAUAUUUUUGUGUUUUAGCUGCCUGCUAGUUUUCCUGUUGGUUUGGAGGUGUUCUUUGGUCAGAGAAGGAGAUGUGGAGGAAAAGAUGAGAAAGGUCUUAAAAUGCAACUCUGAUAGUUUGAUCUGUGAACUGAUGCCUUUGUGCUCCUUUACUGGCUGAGUGAAGUACAGAGAAUCAGGACUGGAUUUUACUGAAACACAAUGCAGGGAAGCCUCGGUCUAGUUUGGAUGGUCUAUAAGGAGAAUGAGGACAUGCUGUCUUUAGCGAGGACAGGGACAGGUCCAGGAAAGCAAGAAGACAACAGUGUGAAAGUGUGAGGACAGAUGAGAAACCAGCCGCAGUUUUGUCUUGGAUGCUGUUGUGAGUCUGUCCCGGACUGAUCUGGAUUCAGCACUGUGCUCUGUCAUUUCGAUUUUCACAUGUAUUCUCACUUUCAUCAUGAAGCCGGUUGAAUUUUGCAUUUCCUGGGAUUGCUGCCUUUGGGGCUCUAUUGCUGAUUUGAAUCUGCCAGGCCUCACCAUGCCUUUAGACAUCCUUCCUGACUGGUCACAGCAUCAAACUUUGUUCACCAAAAUGCACAUUUGUGGCGUUCAGCCGUUAAAGUAGCAGUGUGUGCAACUUUUAAAAAUGCCCGCUGCGUUGUCUCCCUCUUGCCUCCUCAGAGGAGAUGCUACCAUUCUCAGGAAUUUUCAGAAUUCAACCAGAAUUCAUUCUAUUAGCAGGCAAAUACGAUGAAAAAUAGGAGUUUAAUGAGGCUGAAUUCAGGUUAGUUUGAAGUGAAGAAAGUCCUCCUUCACAGAAUGAUGUCUGAUGAUGGUAAAAUCUUUCUGUACUGUGUGAUUGAAUAACAGCUAGUGCUACAUAUAUAUAUUUUUACUGUUUUCCGUUCCGUCUAAAAAGGGAGAAAUGGUGCUUUUUCUGAAUCUAGAAUGAUGAGUAUCCUUAUUUGACUUCUUAGACUAGUUGUAGCCUAAUGACUUGCUCUCCCCUACCGUCCAUAGCUAUUUUCUUAGUAGUGAUUCAUUUUUGUAAAUAAAGUAUAAGUUAAUAUGUAUCUUCUAAAUGUUAGAUAUAUGUAUAGAGUACUCUAUCUUAUAUGUUUAAAAAACAAAAGCACUUUGUCCAAAAAAGAAAAAACAAAACAAAAAGAAAAGCAUUUUUUUCUUCCAUUUGCUGCUAAACGGCCUGGUGUGAAUGCUGCAAGUGUACUUGACGACUACUUGCUAGGAUAGGUCUAUUACCUGACUUGGCUAGGUCUAUGAACUAGCAAGUAAUAGGUGUCUGGCCUGACGAGGGUUAGAUCUACACGUUUCUGGAGCCAUGAAAUGAUAUGAGGUGUUGUGUGUGAGAGCGUAUCAUUGCCUGGCUUUGGCGAGGCCCAGUGUCUUGACAGGAUAGGUCUACAUCCUGGUCAGGGACCGUGUGAUGGUGUGUUUGUGGUCCUAUAAAACAAAAGAAAAAAAAAAGAGGGUUUUGAUUCCAGGGCCCCUACGUUGAUCCUGAUGCUGACCCCCUUGGCGUCAUGAUUCAUUUGCCUUCAGUAGAGGUUUCCUAUGGAAAAACUGAUUCUGCUUUGGCUUCCUCUUCAGGGUGAUGUACAGUGUAGACACAUUUCUUCAGAGAGCUAUAUUGUUAUCAUUUGUAAACUGAUUUCUACUUGUGACUUAAUGAGGAGGGGUUUAGCCUGGGGCGGCCAGGAAGAGCUCGCUUGAAAGAUGUUCCUGGCCGCCUUGGGGGAAGUUACUAUAUCACUGUACUGUAUGGCAAGCCAAUUACAAAUGGAGACUCAAUCCGGACACUUAUUGCCUUCUUAAAUAACUUCACAUACACACAAACGAAAAUAACAACAAGGCAGACGUGUCAACUGCUGAGGGGCACAACCGAGGUUUGUGACAUCGCUCUGCCGAUCCGGUAAACAACAACAACAACAACAAAACCAUUCAGCCUGAUUGGCUCAAAACAACCUUGACUGAAGUAGCGGACGUGGUGAAAUAUGUCUGAAAAAGUGCUCAUUGUGUCUUUUGCGACAACAUUUGAAGCGUUUGUUUUUCAGCUAUGAUUUCAUUCCCAGGUCUGGUAGGGGGUCAACAGUGGUUGAAGGGCCGCUGGUUGACGGCCAGCUGACGAACAGAAGCUUGCGUGUGUUUUGCUGUCGAUCAUGAGGCUGGUUCAAGAUAGAGUCCUUGCAGGUUUUUACAUUUAACAUGAUAGGCGCAAGCUGUGCAACUUUACAUUCAAACCAGGAGACUCUGUGGCAUUUUAACAGUCAAGGAAAUGAGUGAAAAAAUCCACGCCAGUAAAACUAUUCCUUUUCCUUUUUAUUUCUGAUGACAUAAAUCCUAUACAGUCAACUAUUAAGCUAAUAGAGUGUGUAACUUUGUGCUACUCUUGUCCAAUAAAAAGCUACGUGGAUCCAUAAAGCUCUUCUUCAGCAAAUCAGGGUAAUAUCGUUCUUCUAUCUGACAUAUGUGAUGACAUAUAAAAUCAAAGGAAAAUAUAUUUAUGUAUUCCAAUUAUUGUCGCCAUUCUUUACUCUGUAAAAAAAAAAAAAAACAAUAUUGUGUGUGUGCGUGCGUGUGUGUGUUAUGGAUUAUCAAUGUCAAUCACUAUGGUGCAAUGCUCUAUACACAAAGUUUUAAAAAAAAAAAGGCCAACAGACUUGUCACAAGAAUUCACAAAAUUUCUCCACUUUCUCCCAAUUGGUCUUCGAACUCACACAAUCUGCAACAUCUUCCUCUCACCAAGGAUUGGACUCAUGAUUUCCAGCCGUGAUCCAACUGGGGUUUGUCACAUGGUGCUGAUUACUUUUCAUUAACGAUGCGAGAUAUUUAAAAAAAAGGCAUCCAUAUUCAGAUCCGCUCACCAGUAACACUGUCCAUCAGACCAGACUCCCCACCCGCCCCUCUUUCUCCCCGGAUCACUCUCAUUGACUUUCUAAUAAUGACGUGAUUUCACUGUUGGACCAAUCAGAGGAAGAUUCGCAGCGACUCUUGCUCUAAACGACAACCGAAUGGUGAUUUCUGUAUUGUUGAUCAUUAUUGUUGAAGCGUACCAUUAUUACUUUUGUAAAAGCCAGUCUCUUGGAUUUGACAGCGUCGUGCCGAGUUGGAGAAGGUGCAGAAUGUGCACCGUAACACAAAAUCGAUUUUUGGUUUUGACGUGGGCGGGGUUUAAUGGAACUGAACGAACUUUAUUAGAAUUGGUUGGGUUAUAUUUAAUUUCUAUCUCCAGAGGGAAUAUAUAUAGCAAUGUUUUGUUUUACAGUUUGUAAAUUUACACUAAUUUCCAAGAAGUUUCCUUGUUCAUUACUGUAUGUAAUUUGCUACUAAUUUGAGAGACAGUGUUUAAUUGACACAUUUCUAAUUAAGCAGGUCGGCUCAACAUUUGAUUACAGGCAGAAAUAAUAACUAGAUAAUUAAUGAUCAUUUACUUGCCUGUAAAAUAAUGACGUAAAAGAUUUAUCACGUGACUCUGCAUUGUUGAGCUCAUCGUUUUGAUCCUACAGAAACUGUUUUGGUUUUCUCUCACUGCUCUCGUAGCAUCGUUUUAGCUUUUUAGCACAUAGCUCAGUAAACCUGCUGUAUGAUUCCUGCUCAGACAAGCUAGUGAACAUAGUGGAGCAUUUAGCUGCUAAGAAACGUCCACCAGGAGUCGAUCAGACCAUAAACAGAGCUAACAGGAGAGCGAACGCUUAUAGGUUUAUGAGUCAAAAGAAACACAAAUGAAUGUUUGCUAAAGAUGUUUACCACUUUGCAAGUUUAUAAUAUGUUGAUAUUGUGUUUACACUGGAGCAGCUUUUUAUUUUUUAAAGAUAUUCCUGUUUUCAAAAUACCAAAAUACUUGCAGUAGCUGUUUCAAGGAAGCUUCUAAGAAAUCUGUAAAACGAACAUUACCAAAUAUCCUCAAGUAAAUGGGUUUGUAUGACUAAAAACUUCCCUCUCCUCCUGCGGGCUGCGAUGUCAUGUCUGAGUCUGGCUUCCUUCUGUUUGUUUUGUGACAUCUGAAAUGUAUCCUGUCUUGUUUGAACCCUCGUUGCUUGUGAAAACGCCUCGUCACCGGAGGCUGAACGCUUACUACCCUCCACGUUUUUCCCCCGAGGCGAGAAUGCAGCAGGAGUUAUGUCUGUGCAUGCCGAUUCCCCGCAUAGCGCUGAGAGAAUCAAGUGGAGCUCCUCACAGAUUGGGAAACAAUUCGGCCCAUCACCAGAGAGGGUCCUCAUCGUCACAGAGUUGCUGCAUGGCUUCUUGGGCUCUCUGUACUCUCUGUCAAUUGAUUUCAUACUUGCUGCUAUCGAAUGAGCACAAAGAGACUUUAGAUUUUGGUUUAGGGUGUCCAUGACACAGUUACAGUAUAUUAUUUCCACACAGCCCCGUUUUUUUUCACACCUUUUUUCCUAUGACAGUCAAAAGACCAACAGCAUUACUCACCUUGCACUUGGUUUUUACACACACAAGGAGAAAAACCAAUAUUUUGAAUAUGAUGCCUGCUGAACCAGGUGCCUUAAUCAAAUAUACGAGAACACAAAUUUGCACCUUCCGUCAGUCUGGAGGGGAUUUCCCGACAGAAACAAGGGGCUGGGUUUCCCAGAACCUAAACUUGAAGUGCAGUAAUGAAAAGAAAACCUCAGUUGAACCCUAAAUCAGUGCAUUUUGUAUAAUGAUCAACCUUUAACGGCAGAUAAAAGCUGUUUGUCAUGUCUGAAAAUAACUUUCCUGUGGGAUUUCCCUCUUAAAGUAUUACUCCAAGAAGAGCAGAAAUGACAGCUUGUGAACUAAAUUGAUGCUGUUUUGGGAAACCUGGUUCUGUUUUUAACUUUUUCUCUGCCCACUACGCCACGUUAUUGUGUUUUCUGUAUUGGCUGCUGCUGCUAUCACCGCUGGUGUGUCCGUUUCAGAGAUGAGCAAACUUCCACUGUGUCUGAGACAGAGGGAGACCUGGGCCUGCUUUUUACCUAUACUCGAUUACAAUGCAUUCUUCUUCUUCUGUGGUUUCGACAUGGAGCACUGUGUUGCUGCCUCUUGAGACCUUUUCAAGACAGAAAAAUACACAGAAAACAGAACUUUCCAUUUCUUAACUUUGCUAUUAUGAAGUGCCAGACCCUCCUUGAAGCCAGUGUUGGCACUGAGUCGCAGGUUGCGAAUGAAGCGACAAACUGAGCAUGGAGGUAAACUGUGGUGCUAAUCUGUCAGUGGCUGGGUGCUAACAUGGCUGUGUUUAAUAGCUGUAUUAGCCAUUUUAUUCCUUCUGUUGACGACUCCGGUCAGUCUUGUGUUUCUGACUGCUGCACUGCUGUAUGCUGACAUAGCGAGGUAUAACUCUGCUGCUGCUGCUUUGCUGUUGAAUGUAGACUAGUCUUCCUCAGCAGGAUCAUACAGACAGACGAGAGCGUCUGGCCGAGCUUUUUCCUGUUGUUUCGGCUUUGCUUGGAAGCUCACAGAGGGAGACUUUUGUCGUCAGGAUCUAGAGCGAUCUUGAAUGUUGUAUCUUUUACGUGGCCGCUGUCCUGCUUGUAUGUUUAAACCUUUUUUUUAAAAUGAGUAUUAUGGUUUGAUAUUUAUGCUUUGACUCUGUCAAAAUGUUGCACGUUUGAUUUUUUUUUUGCCCUAAAUUAUAUUUUAUUGCCAUUGUUUCUGAUCCCAAUGGUCAUACUAUUUCUUUGAUAUUUAUUUGUUUAGUCCUGUAAUGUAACUUGCAAGGAGACAAUUUGUUGAAACUAGACUUUAUAGCUUUUCCGCUGAAGCAGUCAGACACUUCUCAUGAGAUUCACAGAUAGGAAUCAAACUCUCAAUGAAACCAGGAUGACUUUAUCUAACAGAAUUCCCCUUUGGCACAAUAUACAUCAAUGUGACAAAAUCUCAUUGAAAUAAUAAAACUUAUUUUGUCGUAUUUUUGCAUAGAAUGUUACCUAUAUCUGUAAUAUCUCAUCAUGUAACAAAGUUAGGAUUUUUGUCACCACAUUCUGCUAGUGCAGAUGGUUCUAAAAGUGUUAAAAUUAGUGUUAGUGAAUGAUCCAUCUACAGGUUAAACAUCCACUAAAAGACCUUUGGAAUAAAAUAAAGAAAAAGUUGCAAUAAAUCUAUUUAAAACUGAUUCACAAAUAAGCAAAUAGAUGACAAUUAAAAUGGAUUAAUAUCUAAACAGGCAAAACGUAAAAACUGAUGGCAGAAAUCCUACUAAAGCAAAAAUAUUUUCAUGUGAUCAAAGCAGUUAAAAAAAAAAGACUUUCUGUUUUGUUUUGUCAGUUUAAUCUUUUUUGUAAAAGAGCCUUAAAUCACUUCUUAUGGUAAUGAGAUUCAUCAAGACAAAAGCCACAACAAUGAGUUAAUUAGUGUCGUCAUUCUCAACUGCAGCCGGUUAGCUUAGCUUAGCAUAAAGACUGGAAACAGUGUAAAACAGCUAGCCUGUCCUAAAGUAAAAACUUUGCCAGUGCUUUUAAAAUCGCUGAUCAACUAGUGAUAUCUUGCGUGUUUAAUCUGUCCAAAAAAAAUAAAAAAAUUAGACAGGAAUAAUGUUGCAGACUACUUCUUGGCACGGCUUGUUGACUUCCUGGAAUUCUGCAAGUUUACUGGUGAUUUUCUUUAGCAUUGAAGAAGAUAUUUACAGCCUGAAAAUGCUUGAUUGCACAGAACUGAUACGGAAAUUUUCUCUCGAUUUGUCCACAAACAAAACUUAGAGUUGUCAUCAGAAAAGUGGAAAUACGUAUGAUACUAAUCGAGACAGGAUGCUGUCAGACAGAACUGGUUUCACUGUGAGUUUGAGUUCUUUCUGUCUGCCAUUGGAGGUUUUGACGGUCAGAAGGGGCUCGUUGAGUAAUCUAACCUCACUCGGACUCUUUAGUUCUGGACUCUGGACUUGAGGUUCAGCUGAUCCUCAGAGCUCAGGUCGGGAGUCGACUCGCCCGUCGUCUCUUGACUUUGGUGGGGAAAUUUAGUUGGUUUUCUGAGAAAACUUCACCGCUGCGCCAGAGAUGUUUGGCCCCUUCUGGGUGCUUUUUGUUUUAGUGUUUUUUUGUUUGUUUUGUUCAGAAGGGCUUUGGUUUGCAGUUGUCUCGUCAGGGAGCUCCUGAGAUUAGCCAGGGGUCACUAAAGGCUGGUGGGCAGAGACCCCUCACCCUCCCCUGCGAUGAGCGAGAGGGGAGAGGUUUGUUUCCUCUUCUGCAGACUGAUCUUAUCAAAGUAAACAACAACAACAACAACCCACUCUCGAUAAUAAACAAAACCCCUCUUUCUCUUUCGACACAUGUCCAACUCAUCAUCCAACACUGCAGUGAUCUACAUCUCCUUCCAGACUUGCCAAAAUGCAUGGAGACAUUUAAUGAGAAAAGUUUUAUCUUACGGCAUCUGUUCUGUUUCUUUACUCUCGUUUUUUAUUAUUAUUAAUAAUAACAACAGACAGUAAGAUGAUUUUAUAGGAGAUCCAUACAAGUCCAAACAUGUAGAGGAUGUGGGAGGUAUCGGUCAUCCUGAGCUCCACAGCUACAUGCCAUUGUUAUGAUGCUUCUGGUCUUGUAUGGUAACUUAUUUGACUAGAUCAACAGCAUGGGAUCUUUCUGUAGUUAGUCCUGUGUGUGUUCCUCUCCCCAGUCUCAGUAGGAAGGCUGUACUUCAUUGCUAAGUGCUCUACAAUAGAUCUCUUGGUGAUUAUAAUUUCAUAAAGAAGCAAAACCUGCAGAAAGUGUAUCCUGCUGAAACUAACUUGAUCCUCUCUUUAGCAAUGACGUCUAUAUUUGUAGUUCACAUAUAUGCCUGUUCAAAUACAAUAUCUUGACAGUUGUUAUAUUUAUGUUGUGUAAUAAAUGUCGUGCUGGGUUUCUACUUUUGUUUCGACUAACUUUUUUUUUUGUUUUACAUUGUAUUUUUUUUCUUUCUCGUGGAGGCACAGUGGGUGGCUUUAUGCACAGGCAUAGAAAUGUAAAAGACUUUUUUUUGUUUGUUUGUUUUCAAUUUGUACUGUAAUAGCCCUUAAUGUUUCAGAGCUUCUGACAGCUUUUGUCUCUGGCUGCUCGACAUCCUGCGGACACCUGCCCUGAAUCUCUGUCGUGUUAUUGUGCCUCUUUCUCUUUAUUAUUUCUUUCUUCUUCUUUUUUUUCAAAAAACAAAUCAUUCUUUCUCUGUUGUAUCAGCCAGGAGUUGGUACCACAGCUCUGCUUGUAACCACAUUAGUCUGAUUAUGUUUAUUGAUUUUAAUAUCAAAAUAAUAAAACCAUUAGCACCCCA
This is a messenger RNA of Amphiprion ocellaris (clown anemonefish), 13150 nucleotides long. It is a transcript of the gene crebrf, whose product is annotated as creb3 regulatory factor. Gene Ontology annotation, molecular function: RNA polymerase II transcription regulatory region sequence-specific DNA binding; DNA-binding transcription factor activity, RNA polymerase II-specific. Lineage: Eukaryota; Metazoa; Chordata; Actinopteri; Pomacentridae. Gene Ontology annotation, biological process: regulation of transcription by RNA polymerase II; response to unfolded protein. The record is from RefSeq and is a predicted model, not a curated record. Gene Ontology annotation, cellular component: nucleus. The transcript has 11 exons. Bases 434 to 2737 code for a protein of 767 amino acids.